This is a messenger RNA of Racocetra persica, 246 nucleotides long. The record is from the annotation of a GenBank genome assembly. NCBI's taxonomy places the organism in Eukaryota, Fungi, Glomeromycota, Glomeromycetes, Diversisporales, Gigasporaceae.
ACGGAAAGAAUGAAAACAAUGUACAUACCUGAUUCAAGUGGACUUAGAGCUUCUAAUCAUGUUGUUGAGGACGUUGAUGAACAACAUCGAAGUAAAGAAGCAAUGGUGUUAAUGGAAGCAUCACUGGAUGUGAUUACAAAAAUGGAUACGUUAAUGGAAGGUUUAACGGAAACGUUGAGGAAAUGGGAAAAAUUGAAUAAUGCCGAUGAGUUCAAAGUUAAUGACGAUGGGGGUGAAGCUGCAGAG